UCUUGGUGCGUUGUCGUGUUCAUCAAAACAAGUUGCCUUUCCAGCUGCAUCAUGCACAUGCGCCAGAAAGAGAGGAGCGAUGAUGGAGCUAGAGCGGUCCCGCUCGCACUCGUAUGUAGCAUACGCAGUGCCUUUCACUCGCGAGCUAGCAUAGCACGGCGCACCGCGUACACCAGUUGCAUACACCGUGAAGCGAUGCUCGUGUGGAAAGAUUGUACGUGGCAAUGUAGGGUCCCUCGCGGGACGAUCGUGCUGUAUUUACUAGUGUUUUGUCAAUUGUACGUUCUUGUUGGGACGCAACAGCAACCUCCACCGCAGCAGCAGCAGCAGCAGCAGCAACAGCAUCCGCCGCCGCAGCAACAACAGCAACAUCCGCCUCCGCAGCAACAACAACAACAACAGCCGCCUCCGCCGCCGCAACAACAGCAGCAACAGCAGCCGCCACCGCCACCACCACCACAGCAGUAUCAGCAACAGCAUCCUCCCCAGCAGCAACAACAGCAAUUCCAACAGCAGCAACAACAACACCCUCCUCCACAGCAAUUCCAGCAGCAACAGCAACACCCUCCUCCACAGCAAUUCCAGCAGCAGCAGCAACACCCUCCUCCACAGCAAUUCCAGCAACAUCCGCCUCCCCAGCAGCAGCAGCAGCAUCACCCGCAACAGUUCCAGCAACAGGCGCCGGUUCCCCACGACGUCGGAGGCCAGCAUCCGCCACCGGUUCAGCACCAACCGGUCAUCGCCCUUCAGGAUAUUCCCGAGCACGACCGACCAUGGUACGAGUCGCUGCCAGCUGUUGCGAUGGACUACAAGGUGCACAUCGAUGCUGGCAAGGAGGACUGCUACUUCCAGUACGUCCAGCAGGGCAGUACGCUCUAUGUAAGCUUCCACGUUAUCCGCGGCGGUGACGGAAUGGCCGGCUUUGCGGUUCGCAAUCCGCGCGGUGAAAUUGUCCACCCGUACCAGUGGCAAGCGUCCAGCGAUUACACGGACGGUGCCGCGAUGGGUGGAUUCUAUGCCGUGUGCAUCGACAAUCAGUUCUCGCGGUUCGCCAGCAAGCUGGUCAAUCUGUACAUUACCGUGAUCCGGUACGAAGAGUGGGAAAAGUUUACCAAGGAGAUUGAAGACUUGAACGUUAACAUGGACAACUUUACGGGCACAAUUUCGACGGUGGAACGGAACCUCAACGCCAUGUUCCAGUAUCAGGCCCAUUCCCGCAACAACGAAGCCCGUGAUUAUGCGCUGAUUUUAGACAACAAUGCGUACAUCUGGAAGUGGUCCGUGCUGCAGAUUCUGGUGAUCGUGUUCACCACCUCGGUGCAGGUGUACUUUGUGCGGAAACUGUUCGACAUUAAGACGGGCAGUGGCAAGAGUCGCAUUUAGAGCAAGGCAAACAAACAAACUACCCAAUUUCGAAUUAAGCAAUCCUUACUCGAAAAUACUUCCCGUUCCGGUUGAACUGUUACGAUGUCGAUACUUACAAAGUAACCACCGGGUGCGUGCAUUACGAACGUGCUGUUGUGCUGUUUUGAUUCAGAAUCCACGCACACAGAAAACAUUCCCCGAGGAUGCAUUUUCCACCCGCUCCAAACGUGUAAGUCAAGGUGGCUUCCGUUGACCAGUAUUGGACGGACAGUUUUUCCCUCCGUUAUCUUCCAUGUUGACUGAAAGUGAAUACAAUCAGCUUUUUUGUUUGCACAAUAUU
Molecule: messenger RNA, 1705 nt
Organism: Anopheles stephensi (Asian malaria mosquito)
Lineage: Eukaryota; Metazoa; Arthropoda; Insecta; Diptera; Culicidae
Exons: 2
Coding region: 52-1383 (443 amino acids)
Biological process (GO): intracellular protein transport; Golgi organization; endoplasmic reticulum to Golgi vesicle-mediated transport
Cellular component (GO): Golgi apparatus; endoplasmic reticulum; endoplasmic reticulum-Golgi intermediate compartment
Source: RefSeq, a predicted model, not a curated record